AUGGCCUCCAACAUCCUCGUCCUGGGCGCCGGCGAACUGGGCCUCGCCGUGCUACAGGCGCUGUCGCGCCACCCCAAGCGCAGCCACGCCCGCAUCACCGUCCUGAUGCGCCAGGCGUCGCUCGACUCGGCCGCGCCCGACAAGAAGAAGCUGGUGCAGCAGAUCAGGGCGCUCGACGUGCGCUUCGAGGCCGCCGACGUGGUGCAGGCGUCCGUCUCGCAGCUCGCCGCCGUCUUCGCCAAGUACGACACCGUCGUCUCGUGCAACGGCAUGGGCCUGCCGCCGGGCACGCAGACCAAGCUGUGCGAGGCUGCGCUCGAGGCGAGGCUGCCGCGCUACUUCCCCUGGCAGUUCGGCAUGGACUACGACGCCAUCGGCCCGGGCAGCUCGCAGGACCUGUUUGACGAGCAGCUGCUGGUGCGCGGCAUGCUGCGCGCCCAGGACGCCACGGACUGGCUGAUUGUGUCGACGGGCCUCUUCAUGAGCUUCCUCUUCGUGCCCGACUUCGGCGUCGUCGACCUCGCCUCCAGGACGGUGCGCGCCCUCGGCUCGUGGGACAACCGCAUCACGCUGACGACCCCCGACGACAUUGGCCGCGUCACGGCCGAGCUGGUGCUGGAUUCUCAGGGCCUCAGGAACCAGUGCGUCUAUGUCGCCGGCGACACCCUCACGUACCGGCAGCUGGCCGACCUUCUCGACGAACGCUUUGGCAUCAAGUUCUGCCGCGAGCUCUGGGACGCGGAGGAGUUGGCCAGGCAGAUGCGCGAGGACCCGAACAAUGGCUAUGUCAAGUACAGGGAUACCUUUGCACAGGGGAAGGGGGUGGCCUGGGACCAGGACAAGACGGUCAACUCUGCGCGGGGAAUCAAGAUGACGGACGUCAAGGCGUAUCUGGCGGCCAUGGACGUGAAGCUGGAGUGA
This is a messenger RNA of Trichoderma reesei QM6a, 921 nucleotides long. RefSeq lists its product as uncharacterized. Lineage: Eukaryota; Fungi; Ascomycota; Sordariomycetes; Hypocreales; Hypocreaceae. The record is from RefSeq and is a predicted model, not a curated record. The coding region runs from base 1 to 921 and encodes 306 amino acids. Gene Ontology annotation, molecular function: oxidoreductase activity. The transcript has a single exon.